Dendroctonus ponderosae (mountain pine beetle) is the source of this 1254-nucleotide messenger RNA. It is a transcript of the gene Snap29, whose product is annotated as synaptosomal-associated protein 29. The transcript has 4 exons. The record is from RefSeq and is a predicted model, not a curated record. Gene Ontology annotation, cellular component: SNARE complex; plasma membrane. Gene Ontology annotation, molecular function: SNAP receptor activity; syntaxin binding. Gene Ontology annotation, biological process: synaptic vesicle fusion to presynaptic active zone membrane; synaptic vesicle priming; exocytosis. The coding region runs from base 323 to 1075 and encodes 250 amino acids. NCBI's taxonomy places the organism in Eukaryota, Metazoa, Arthropoda, Insecta, Coleoptera, Curculionidae.
UUUUUUUACAAAAAUCGCCUAAAGACCUUCACAAGAACACUUCGAAUCUUUGGUUAUCGAUCGGCCAAAAUACAACGGCUCUAAUAUGAUUAAAAAUAGAACAACUAAAUGAGACGGGUGAUGAUCUCUCUGCUCAUUUGCACGCACUUAAGCCCCCAUUAUCCCCGCUUUCUUCAGUUCACAUUAUCGAUCAAUAAAUUAAUCAACCCUAAGCUCUUGGGACUAACUUCGCUCAGCAACUACAGCAUUCUGACAGCCAGCUGAUAGUCAGUGUCAGAGAAACACACAGUUGGUGUUUUUGUGUUUUCCAGCAACAAAGAAAAUGUCCAGCCAUCGAUACAUCAAGUCCACAAAUCCAUUCGAUGAAGACGACGAUGUGGACGAUGAAACAUUUCUGCGAAAUGCGCGCAGGCCGGCGCCCAGCAACAGUUUUGAGGCUCAGGUACAGGAUUUCCAGGAGCGAAAGCGCCAGAUCGAGGAGAACACGAUACGCAGCACCCAACACAGUCUGAGCAUCCUGCGGGACUCUGAACAGAUCGGAAUUGCCACUGCUGAGGAGCUGAUGAGGCAGCGGGAGAAGCUGGAGAAGACCGAUAAGCAGCUGGACGACAUCAACAACACGCUCAGGUUUUCGCAGAAGCACAUCAAUGGCAUCAAGUCGGUGUUCAGUAGUUUGAAGAAUUACGUGUCUGGGAGGAACGAUAAGAGCCCCACUACGUCCAGCUCGACGCCUAGCACUGUUCGGGAAUCCACGUCGAAUUCAAAUCUGCACCAGAAGCUGCAGACUUAUGAUCGCUAUGAUGAGCAUCCCGUUACUCGGCUUAGGGGCAACGACUACAGUAUGCCUCAGCAACAAACGACGGGAUCAGGAAGCAGGGAUUUCAGUGCAAAAUUGGACGCAAACUUGCAGGAAAUGUCCAGCAAUAUAUGCAGGUUAAAAGGACUGGCAUGCGAACUGGGACAGGAAAUCGACUCCCAGAAUGAUCUCAUUGAUAAUAUAACUUACAAGACCGACCAGGCCGAUUUGAGCAUUCAAAGGCAAAACAAAGACAUGGUGAAGAUUUUGAAAAAAUAAACCAGUUCGAUUAUAUAUGAGCGUAAAUAGGGCAUGUGGCCAAAGGUCGGGGGCUGCAAACAGAAUUUGAUUGGUGGAACAGUACAAAACUGCCGGAGUUUUAAAGUCUAUUAGUAUUUAUGAAUCUAUUUGUAUAUUGUGCAUGAUCGAAUAAACUAAUUUGCAUUGUUUUCUGAAAA